Metarhizium acridum CQMa 102 is the source of this 2925-nucleotide messenger RNA. The record is from RefSeq and is a predicted model, not a curated record. NCBI's taxonomy places the organism in Eukaryota, Fungi, Ascomycota, Sordariomycetes, Hypocreales, Clavicipitaceae.
AUGAGGCCAUCUACGGCUCUUGGUGCCGUCGCACUCUCGUUCUGCCAUGCCCUCAAUCUGGGCGGCCGGCCCUACCAAAUAAUCCAUGAGGUAGAUAGGCGUUCUGGCGCCCUCCAGGACUUCGUUACCUGGGAUGAACACUCUCUCUUUAUCCACGGCGAACGCGCCAUGAUGUUCUCAGGCGAGGUCCAUCCGUUCCGCCUCCCCGUGCCGUCGUUGUACUUGGACGUCUUUGAGAAGAUCAAGGCGCUCGGCUUCAACAUGGUGUCGUUCUAUGUCGACUGGGCGCUGCUCGAGGGGAAACAGGGCGAGUUUCGCGCGAAUGGCAUCUUCGCUCUGGAGCCGUUCCUUGAAGCGGCCUCCAAGGCGGGCGUAUAUUUGCUGGCGAGACCGGGCCCGUAUAUUAACGCAGAGGUUAGCGGAGGGGGUUUCCCGGGAUAUUUGCAGCAGUUGAAGGGGAUUCUUAGGUCUCAGGCGCCGGACUUUUUGAAUGCGACGGACAACUACAUGGCACAUGUGUGUGAUAUCAUCGCCAAGUACCAAAUCACCAACGGCGGCCCUGUCGUUCUUUUCCAGCCCGAGAACGAAUAUUCUUCAGGGCACAACAUCCCCUUUCCCAACGGGCAGUAUAUGCAGUACGUCAUCAACCAGGCCAGGAGCGCGGGCAUUUCGGUCCCCAUGAUCAACAACGACGUUGGGCCCUCGGGGAAUUAUGCUCCUGGCAAGGGCGUCGGAAGCAUGGAUAUUUAUGGACACGACAGCUACCCCCUAGGAUUCGAUUGCGCCAAUCCUGCCGUCUGGCCGCCGAACGGUCUUCCAACAAACUUUCACCAACUCCACGAGAGGCAGAGUCCGACGAGCCCGUACUCCAUCAUCGAGAUAUACGGCGGAACAAACUGGGGUAAUCUCGGCCACCCAGGCGGCUAUACGUCCUACGAUUACGGUGCCUGUAUCAGAGAAAACAGAGUCAUAGACCGUGAGAAGUAUUCCGAGGUCAAGCUCGAAGCCCAAUUCAUCAAAGUAUCGCCUGGAUACAUCACCGCGUCCGUUGGCCUCGCGUCAACCACCGCGUACGCCAACAACCCGGGCAUCACCAUCACGCCCUUGACGUCUAAUAAGACGGGCAACUUCUUCGUCGCUCGUCAGACAGACUACACCGCUACGGGCAGCGUCUCCUACACCGUCACCUUGCCUACCAGCAAUGGAACCCUCACCAUCCCCCAGCGCGGAGGAAGCUUGUCCCUGCACGGGCGUGAUUCCAAGAUCCAUUUGACGGACUAUCCCGUGGGCGACUACACUCUACUGUAUACCACUGCCGAGGUAUUCACCUGGAAGAAGUAUGCUAAUAAGACGGUUUUGGUGUUGUACGGCGGCCCAGAUGAAUUGCAUGAGUUUGCGGUGAAGUCUCCCUCCCCAGCGACACAAGUCCUGCACGUUGAGGGGAGUAGCAUCUCGUCCCACGGGCAGGAUUUAUCGACUAUUGUCGUGCAGUGGACGACGUCGCCAAAGAGGCAGUAUAUUCAGGUCGGCAACUUGGCCAUCUACCUCGUUGAUCGCAACUCGGCAUACAACUACUGGGUGCCCGUGCUUCCGGGCCCCAAAUCAUCCCCAUACGGCACAUCGCUCAUGAACCCGGACGCAGCCAUCAUCAACGGGGGCUACCUCAUCCGCUCCGCGUCCAUCAGCGGCAACACGCUCUCCCUCCGCGCCGACUUCAACGCCUCGACGGCCCUCGAGGUCGUCGGCGUCCCCGACGGCGUCACCAAGCUCUCCGUCAACGGCAGGCCGCUCAAGCACACCACCUCCCCGACAGGAACGUGGCUCGCCCAGCCGGACAUCACCAUCCCAACCCUCCGACUCCCCUCCCUCGCCAACCUGACCUGGCACACCGUCGACUCCCUGCCCGAAAUUCACCCCCAGUACGACGACUCCCGCUGGCGCACCGCCUCCCAAAGCCCAGGCAACAGCAGGCCGCAAGCGCACCACAGAGCCUCCAACGCGACCCUGUUGGCGGCGCCCACCCGCGCAUCUCUCUACGGCUCAGACUACGGAUUCAACACGGGCACCCUCGUCUUCAGGGGCCACUUCACCGCCUCGGGCAACGAGUCCCUCUUCAGGGCGUGGACGUCCGGCGGCACAGCAUACGCCAGCUCGGCAUGGCUCAACGACCGCUUCCUCGGGUCCUUCAAGGGCGACGACGCCACCGAGAACCACAACUCCACGUACGCCCUGCCCGGCCUGACCGCCGGCGAGCGGUACGUCGUCACCGUGGUGGUCGACACCAUGGGCUUCAACGAGAACUUCAACCCGGGCUACGAGGACAUGAAGGCGCCGCGCGGCAUCCUCGACUACGCGCUCUCGUCCCCGGACGGCGCGCCGACCGACGUGACGUGGAAAAUCACCGGCAACCUCGGCGGCCAGGACUACGCCGACGAGUUCCGCGGGCCGCUCAACGAGGGGGGCCUCUUCUUCGAGCGCCAGGGCUACCACUACCCUUUCCCCCCCGUGGACGCCCUCUUCACCCCGGGCUCGCCGUUUGACGGCGUCGACCGCGCCGGCGUCGCCUACUACGCGGCCAGGAUGCCGCUGGCCUUGCCGGCCGACGGCUACGACAUCCCGCUGUCGUUUGUGUUUGCCGACGGCACCCAGCGGCGCGGGGACUACAGGGCGCUGCUGUACGUGAAUGGGUUCCAGUUCGGCAAGUAUCUCAGCAACAUCGGGCCCCAGACCGAGUUCCCCGUGCCCGAGGGCGUCCUCGACUACAACGGGGACAAUUGGGUCGGGCUGGCGGUGUGGUCGUUGGACGGCACGGGCGCAAGGGUGCCCGGGUUCACGCUGAGGUCCGGGACUCCCGUCCAGUCUUCGCGGAACAAGGUCCAUCUCGUCACGGGGCCGUCGUAUUCCAAGCGUCCUGGCGCAUACUAG